CAAUGGAGAGCUGCAAGGCAAAACUGGGUUUAAUGGCGUGGCUGGUUUUGAGCUCAUUAACGACGGCGAAUUCCACCUCAUUUCAAGAAUGCUACGCCACCUGCUUCGUCAUAUGCGCCAUCACGCCCGGCGUCGCCUUCUCCGACUGCCCAUUGAGAUGCCUCCAAGCCUGCAUUAUCCCAUCUUUUCCUAUCCACAACGCCGCCGCCGACGACGUCCACCGGCAACAAAAAAACCAGUUCUUCUGCGAGCUCGGCUGCGCCACCUCCUCGUGUACCAAGUUCAGCACCCACCAAAACCCAGCUGAAAACAAAGUGGGAAGCUGUGUGGAUUCGUGCUCUCGGACAUGCUCCAUGGAUUGAUCUUAGCCGUUCAACUUCUCGUUAGGUAAUUUAAUAGAUUUUCGAGGUGCCAGUGGUUAAGAAUUACGAUUCUCUAGGAUCCGUAUAAAUUCCAGUGAAUCUAUUACUUAUUUAUAAACUCAUGAUCAUCCUUUAAAUUAGCCAACAUGGGACAACAAUCUCAACACCAAUUUCAUGUUCUCGAGUUAGAGAGAAUCAUUCGAAUUGGCCGCCCCUCUUGAGCGGCCCCAAUUGUUGACUGGGGUUUCGAUAGCAGUUGGACGGAUCUAGGAACUAGCUGCCUUCUCAGAUCUCAUGGGUAUUGCCUAUAUUAGAUGAACACGACUCUCCACAAUGGUAUGAUAUUGUC
Molecule: messenger RNA, 711 nt
Organism: Cucurbita pepo subsp. pepo (vegetable marrow)
Lineage: Eukaryota; Viridiplantae; Streptophyta; Magnoliopsida; Cucurbitales; Cucurbitaceae
Product: thionin-like protein 2
Source: RefSeq, a predicted model, not a curated record